Messenger RNA from Xyrauchen texanus (razorback sucker), 2211 nucleotides. RefSeq names its product V-set and transmembrane domain-containing protein 2B-like. The record is from RefSeq and is a predicted model, not a curated record. The transcript is spliced from 5 exons. NCBI's taxonomy places the organism in Eukaryota, Metazoa, Chordata, Actinopteri, Cypriniformes, Catostomidae. Bases 553 to 1332 code for a protein of 259 amino acids.
UGACUCGGGCGAACGCUGAACUGAGCUUGCGGGUUUGGCGGCGACUCACUGCUCACGCGCUCACCCACAAAGCAGAACAUUCCGGUGGCGCGAGCUGAACCUUUAACUGCUUCUUAAAAACGUCGAGGGAAUAUUUUGUUUUCGGUCGUUGGGUUUUUGGUUGUUGCUUUUUUCUCCUCGCGGCCAUAGACACAGGAUUGUUUUGUGAUGGGUGGUGGAAGCAAAUCACGGAUUUUUUUCUCUUGGAGACCAAAGUGAGAAGAUGUCCUAGCCUACUGCUGAACGCAAGUUUUAUACCGACAAGAAGCAAAUGGUGGAAUUGAGGAUUAUUUAGGGGGAAAGGAUACUCACUCCAAAGAAUAACAUAAAUUGUGCAGAACACAAUUUUCAUUACAGAAAAGGGUUUUCUCGUGCGCAUAAUUGGAUUGUAUUGUUGUCUGACUGACGAAGCAUCAUUUUGGAGUAUCUAGUUUUUGGAGAUUUAAUGACCAACGUUUGGGCAAGAAAUGACCGCUUCCGCUCGUUAUCCAAUCUGACCACCUUAUUAAUGACAUGGAAAAACGAGGACCCCACAACGUCCUUUAUUAUUUGAUUCUGAAUGCACCCCUGCUAUUCUGUGUAAAUGCCACAUUUACUGAAGUGCCCAAAGAUGUGAGUGUCGGUGAGGGCGAGGACAUAGAGAUGCCGUGCGCUUUUCGAGCUGUCGGAGUCUCGCCGUUCUCUCUGGAGAUUCAAUGGUGGUACCUCAAGGAAGCAGCCCCUAAAGAGCUCGCUCAUGAACUUCAAAUUAGCGCUCCGGCCAACAGAGCCAAGGUUGCCCACAGGGACGCCACGAAAAUAAGUACGGUGAGAGUCCAGGGCAACGCUAUUUCUCACAAGCUCAGCCUAUCGGGUGUGCGGAAGGAGGACGAGGGAGUUUACGAGUGUCGGGUUUUGGACUUGUACUCUGAUGAGACUCAGGAAAACAUGGUGCAGGCCACUCUGCGCGUUACCCCGCGCGAAGGAAUGCUUGCCGAGGAGGCCGUGUCUCACAUCCAGAAUCGAUGGCCACUGAGGUACAGCAAUACAGCGACGGGUGGACGGGCCACCUUUGAGCCGGGCCAGGGUCAGGGACAACCCCGCAUGCCUCCUCCGCUCGGAAUUGGGCCUGCUCCCGUCUCAACAACUACAACCCCUGCAGUCAAGUCUUCAGUUUCGUCUCAGCCGGGCAAUUCGUCCAUCCUGAGACAACAGCACGGAUCCGGUUCCGGAACAAUGGCAACCACUGAGCCACUCCUUUACAUCACUCUGCUGAUCCUGCACAAGCUCCUCUCCUUCCUGUUUGACUACUAAGAGACCACAGCCAAACAACUUCACUUUAUGUACCAAACGACAAAGGGAAAACAUAACGAUGUGUAUAUAUAUAUAUAUAUAUAUAUAUAUAUAUAUAUAUAUAUAUAUAUAUAUAUAUAUAAUCUUCCAUUAUGACACAUCACAGAGAGGGAUUGGAUGUGACAAAUUGAUCAGCAAAUGACUUUGAAUAAAAAUUAAAUAUCACAAUAAUAAAGAGAAGGCCAUAUACUUUUCUGAGACUUGUGUGGGAAAUUUGUCUCAGAUUUGGGUGUAAAAUGGAUUCUAUAAGAAGCAUGACAAAAACAAAACAAAAUAUAUAUAAAAAAGGAGUUCUUGUGAAUUAGAGCUUUGCAACUGUGUCAUACACAAAACUGAUAUCCAUAAACGCUGCAUCCACUUUCCAAAUACAACAUUUUGUCUUGCUAUAUGCAUGGCUCUUUUUUAGUUUUGUUUUAUUAUUUUAUUAUUAUUAUUAUUAUUAUUUACAUUUAAGUGAUUUUUUUUUUGUGAUUAAGUGAUUAAGAUUUUUCAUUUUAAUUUGAUAAUUUUUCUAAUUUAAGUAUCUGAUGUUGAAUUACGAAUGACAAGGUCAAAACUUCACAUUUCACAUCUCAAUAUUUUUAUUUGCAUGAGCUGAAUCCGAAUCAGAAAGGUCAAGACGCUCAUUCAUGUUAAGACAAUGUGUAAUACUAUGUGUUUAAGAGUUCUCAAAUAUUUCACAUAAUGUAUAAAAAUGCAACAUUAUAUAUUUUGAUCAACACGUUACCAUAGUUGUUGUCAGUCACUUCUAAUAAUGUUUAUUUUUAUUAAAGGUAUGGUGGUCAAGGUAAGACAUUCAUUUAUAAAAUUGUAAAAGAAAAAAAAUAUUGGUACUGUAUG